CCGGCCCCCCGCCCGAGCUCGGCCUGUGGGCUCCCGCUGCCGCACCUCUCCACCCAUCUCCUCACCACCAUGCCCCUCUACGAGGGUCUGGGAAGCGGAGGGGAGAAGACGGCGGUGGUGAUAGACCUGGGAGAAGCCUUUACCAAGUGUGGUUUUGCUGGAGAAACUGGUCCAAGAUGCAUAAUUCCUAGUGUGAUUAAAAAAGCUGGCAUGACUAAGCCUAUCAAAGUUGUUCAAUAUAAUAUCAAUACAGAAGAAUUAUAUUCCUACUUAAAGGAAUUCAUCCACAUACUAUAUUUCAGGCAUCUAUUGGUGAAUCCGAGAGACCGCCGAGUUGUGGUCAUUGAGUCGGUAUUAUGUCCUUCCCACUUCAGAGAGACACUCACUCGUGUCCUUUUCAAAUAUUUUGAGGUUCCAUCUGUCUUGCUUGCUCCAAGUCAUCUAAUGGCUCUUCUGACACUUGGAAUAAACUCUGCCAUGGUCCUGGAUUGUGGAUAUAGGGAAAGCCUGGUGUUACCUAUAUAUGAAGGAAUCCCUGUAUUAAAUUGUUGGGAAGCACUCCCCUUAGGAGGAAGAGCUCUUCACAGGGAGUUGGAAACUCAACUGUUGGAACAGUGUACUGUUGACACAGGUGCUGCUAAAGAACAGAGCCUUCCCUCUGUGAUGGGUUCAAUUCCAGAAGGUGUCUUAGAGGACAUUAAAGUGCGCACUUGCUUUGUAAGUGAUCUGAAACGUGGACUGAACAUCCAGGCAGCAAAAUUUAAUAUUGAUGGGAAUACUGAGCGUCCUUCGCCACCCCCAGAUGUUGACUACCCAUUAGAUGGAGAGAAAAUUUUACAUGUCCUUGGAUCAAUUAGAGAUUCAGUUGUGGAAAUUCUUUUUGAACAAGAUAAUGAAGAGAAGUCAAUUGCUACUUUGAUACUGGAUUCUCUUAUGCAGUGCCCAAUAGACACAAGGAAGCAACUAUCAGAGAAUUUGGUAGUCAUAGGUGGCACAUCAAUGUUGCCUGGAUUUCUACACAGACUGCUUGCAGAAAUAAGAUAUUUAGUAGAAAAACCAAAAUAUAAAAAAACACUUGGAACCAAGACAUUCCGCAUUCAUACUCCGCCUGCAAAAGCUAACUGUGUGGCCUGGUUGGGAGGGGCCAUUUUUGGAGCAUUGCAAGACAUACUUGGGAGUCGUUCAAUCUCAAAAGAAUAUUAUAAUCAGACGGGCCGCAUACCUGAUUGGUGUUCACUUAACAACCCACCUUUGGAAAUGAUGUUUGAUGUUGGGAAGACUCAGCCACCUCUGAUGAAGAGAGCAUUUUCCACUGAGAAAUAAAAGUUUGAUUUAAAUUAAACUUUGUGGAAGGGGAAAUAAAUAAAAAAUAAAAUUAAGCUUUACUUCUUUUCAAAUAUUUAAUCAAUUAGCAAAUUAUAUAAAGUAUAUCAGAUACUGUUAUAGAUGACAUUAGUGGAAGUGAAAGCAUUUCUGUAAUUACUCUAUAUUAACUUAGUUCUUUUGACUUGUUUUUCUUGUGUGUUAAUGAAUGGUAGCUGAUCCUUAUGAAAUUUGUUGUACUUAUAUCAGUAAAACACAGUAAAACAAUUUAAUACAUAGUUCAUGUUUCAAAAAGAAAAGUUUUAUCACAUGAUUGUUCCUGGACUUUAUAGAGCUCAUUCAUUAUUUUCAGUAAUUACUUCAUUUAAAGCAUAAGUAAUGUUACCAUUAUCAAUUACUUCCAGUGUUAUCGUGGAUCUGUUUUUUUGUCUUGGUAUUUUUCUGCCUGUUAUAAUACUGCUUUUCCAUAAAUAUAUUUAACUCUCUAGACUGAGAAUGUUUAUUAAACUUUUGUUAAGCUAAGUGUG
Condylura cristata (star-nosed mole) is the source of this 1850-nucleotide messenger RNA. RefSeq names its product actin-related protein 10 homolog (S. cerevisiae) (gene ACTR10). The coding region runs from base 70 to 1323 and encodes 417 amino acids. The transcript has 13 exons. Lineage: Eukaryota; Metazoa; Chordata; Mammalia; Eulipotyphla; Talpidae. Gene Ontology annotation, biological process: retrograde axonal transport of mitochondrion. The record is from RefSeq and is a predicted model, not a curated record.